This is a messenger RNA of Magnolia sinica, 617 nucleotides long. Its product is annotated as multifunctional methyltransferase subunit TRM112 homolog A-like. Gene Ontology annotation, molecular function: protein heterodimerization activity. Gene Ontology annotation, biological process: peptidyl-glutamine methylation; tRNA methylation; rRNA (guanine-N7)-methylation. The transcript has a single exon. The record is from RefSeq and is a predicted model, not a curated record. NCBI's taxonomy places the organism in Eukaryota, Viridiplantae, Streptophyta, Magnoliopsida, Magnoliales, Magnoliaceae. The coding region runs from base 46 to 414 and encodes 122 amino acids.
UGAAAGGGCUAGAGGUUACAGCAGCAGCAGCAGGGAAAGGGGGAGAUGAGGCUUUUAACUCACAACAUGCUAUCUUCCAACAUCAAGGGCGUCGCGAACGGCUUCCCUCUCCGACUCGAAGCGGAGAAAUUCGUAGAGAAAGAGGUGGAUUUCAAUCCGGAUUUUCUCAAGAACAUGUUUCCCAAGAUCGAAUGGAAAGCCCUCGUCGAUGCGUCCCGCACCCUUGGAUACGCAGAGCUUCCCGACGACGCUGAUCCCUCGAUGCUUGCCUCCGAAGAUUUCCUUAGGAAAUUUCACCACGCGCUGCUCGAGCUCCACGUUGAGGAGGGAGCGCUCCUCUGCCCCGAGACCGGCAGAAGGUUCCCCGUCAAUAAGGGAAUCCCCAACAUGCUCCUCCACGAAGACGAGGUUUGAGGGUGAGAUUUAUAAUUUCGGUGUCGGUCGGAUCGUGGAUCUACGGCGAUUGUAUUUUUCUUUUUUCUUUCUUUUUCGGAUGGUUUUAGGGUUUCGAGGGGGAUUUUGGGAGAGGAAGUUGGAAUUAGGGUUUUUUUCCAGGUGAAAACUGAGAGGUUAGGGUUCUGGGUGUAAUACUGGAAUUAGGGUUUUGUUUUUUUUUU